This is a messenger RNA of Thelazia callipaeda (thelaziosis nematode), 363 nucleotides long. The record is from the annotation of a GenBank genome assembly. NCBI's taxonomy places the organism in Eukaryota, Metazoa, Nematoda, Chromadorea, Rhabditida, Thelaziidae.
AUGGUGCAUCAAGCAAUCCAUAUUAUAGAAUUUUGUUUGGGUUGUAUAUCCCAUACAGCUUCAUAUCUUCGACUUUGGGCACUUUCCUUAGCACACGCUGAAUUAUCGGAAGUAUUAUGGACAAUGGUAUUUCAUUAUGGUGUUGUGGUGGGGGGCUGGAUUGGAGUCUUUACGCAGUAUAUCGUGUUUUGGGCAUUCGCGAUAUUAACAAUAGCCAUCUUGAUUCUUAUGGAAGGCUUAUCGGCAUUUUUGCAUGCUCUUCGUUUACACUGGGUGGAAUUUCAAAGCAAGUUUUAUAUUGGAACAGGCUAUCCUUUUGAACCGUUCUCAUUUAUGAAAAUCAUAGAGGGGAGGAUACACUGA